AUGAAUAGCUAUGUAACGCAAAAUGGUUACCCUGCAACAUUAAAAUCGCUUUAUUGCUCCUGGUUAAAGACUGAGAUUCAGGACUCUCUUCCAACAUCGCCCAACCGCUCUCCAAACAAGACCAUGGCAAUGAAUCAUAGACAAAACUGCACAAAGUUCACGGAAGAUCAGUUGAAAAUCUUCAUCAAAGCAUUCAGCCAAAAACCUUACCCAGGUUACACUACCAAACAAAAGCUUGUUUUAGAAAUAACACCUAAAGAGUCGAGAAUCCAUGUUUGGUUUCAGAAUGGAAGAGGUAGUCAUCGAGUCUGGAAGAGUUCAGAACCUGAGGAGUACUCAGAAGCAAGGCGAGACCAACAUCACCCUGAACAGAGGAAUCAAAGCAGAGAAGAUUCCGGUGUCAUGCCAACGUCCUCUCGAUCACACAUCCUUAUCACGCACGUAGGAAGAACCCUUACACUGACAUUGAUUCCAGAAUCAAGAGUCCAAAUUUGGUUUUAAAAUUGAAAAUCUAGAUUCCAUGUCCAGUAUAAACAGAAACAAGUUUAA
Myotis daubentonii (Daubenton's bat) is the source of this 549-nucleotide messenger RNA. RefSeq names its product double homeobox protein A. Lineage: Eukaryota; Metazoa; Chordata; Mammalia; Chiroptera; Vespertilionidae. Gene Ontology annotation, molecular function: RNA polymerase II transcription regulatory region sequence-specific DNA binding; DNA-binding transcription factor activity, RNA polymerase II-specific. The record is from RefSeq and is a predicted model, not a curated record. Gene Ontology annotation, biological process: regulation of transcription by RNA polymerase II. Gene Ontology annotation, cellular component: nucleus.